AAAACGUCUAGUUGAGUGCCAAAAACAUGGAAUUUCACGUCAAAUAGCCAGUUAGUCUCUAUUUCCAGCUUCCAGCAUGCCGUUUACGACACCGCUGCUCUGAGAAGUUAUUUUUUUCUUGAAAAUCAUUGGUGCCGCCCGAGUGCUGCUUCAGUUUUUUUCAACCUUUCGGUCUCCGUCAAGCAACCUGACGCAAUGAAACUAGCAGGCAGAUGCAUCGAAAAGGACGGGAAAGGGUACGUUUCCCUGAUUCCUGAGGAGCCUGAGGACAUGUGGCACGCCUUCAAUUUGAUUUGCGAAGGUGACAGCGUUCGAGCAUCGACUGUCAGAAAAGUCCAAAAUCAAACAGCCACAGGUUCUUCAACAAGCAGCAAAGUUCGAACAACACUCACCAUUGCUAUCGAGACGAUUGAUUUUGAUACUCAGGCAUGUAUGCUCAGAUUAAAAGGCAGAAACACAGAAGAGAAUCAAUAUGUCAAGAUGGGUGCAUAUCAUACAAUAGACUUGGAGGUCAACAGGAAGUUUACUUUGUUGAAGCCUGAGUGGGAUUCGAUAUCUUUGGAAAGAGUUGACCAAGCGUGUGAUCCAACCCAACACGCUGAAAUUGCUGCCGUUGUCAUGCAAGAAGGAUUGGCUAAUAUAUGUUUAGUCACAUCUUGUAUGACCAUAGUCAGAGCUAAGAUCGAGCAGGCAAUUCCAAGAAAGAGAAAAGGUCACGCACAGCAGCACGAAAAGGGGUUGCAGCGAUUUUUCGAAAGCGUGCUUCAGUCUAUUCUCCGUCACGUCAAUUUUGAUGUAGUCAAAUGCGUUCUCAUUGCUAGCCCUGGUUUUGUGAAGGACCAAUUUAUGGAAUACCUGGUUCAACAGGCGUCAAAAACUGAUAACAAAGUUCUAAUUGACAACCGGUCAAAAUUCUUACUUGUUCAUGCGUCAAGUGGCUUCAAACAUUCUUUAAGAGAGGUACUGGCAGAUCCAGCAGUUAUUUCAAAAAUGGCAGACACAAAAGCAGCUGGUGAGGUGAAAGCUAUGGAGACUUUUUAUACUAUUUUGCAAACGGAACCAGCCCGUGCCUUUUAUGGUCCAGCACAUGUUGAAAAAGCAAACGCUGCGCAAGCCGUCGAGACUCUUCUUAUUUCGGAUAACCUAUUUCGUAUCCAAGAUGUAGCUCAAAGGAAAAAGUAUGUGGCUUUAGUUGAUUCCGUCAGAGAAAAUGGGGGUGAGGUCAAAAUCUUCUCCAGCUUGCAUGUGUCGGGUGAACAGCUAGCACAGCUCACUGGAGUGGCCGCGAUUCUACGUUUUCCAAUGCCCGAGCUAGAGGACGAGGAGGAAGAGGAAGUUGAGGAGGCAGCAGGCGGUGAGUCCAGCUCAGGAGCUAAUAUUAAAGUGAACGAAUGACUUCACUGCUCAGCCUUCAGUUCCUAUUCAAUUGACAUAUUCAAAAGUUCAUGCCGCAAUGCAUUUCCAUCAGGUUGUGAAAUUAGUAAAUCUUCGCCGCGGAUUCAAAAUUAGUCUCGUGCUGCAAAUCUAUUGUAAUUAGCCUCCCCUUAAUUUAUUUGUUGCAUUCUUACUUGGUCUUUGGACCAAAAAAUUACUGAAGAAGUGAUCGGUUUGAAUUAAUUUAGAGCCUUGAUGACACUCAAACCCGCUGACUUGCUCUUGCACGUCCUCCCUUUUUAUUUAACUACUUACUGUUGAAAAUGACUGAUUUAAAAAAGCGUUAAUUGAAUUGAAUCCUUUCUCAUUUCUAUUGAAGCUUUUUAAAUUCUUUGUUGCUAAUUAUUUGUGUAAGUGCUCUUUGCUGCUGCAAAGCCGAUUCUAAUUUUCAAAAUUUGAAAUCAAAAAAUCUCCAACCAAGUCAGUGGAUUUAUUUAUUUACAAUGAAUUAAAUUUUAAAGGAAACUAUUUGACGUCGCCCUCUUUCAAUUAGUGAAAUAAUUUGUGCUUUUCUUCAAGAUAAGUUAAAUAAUUUUGAAUUCAUCAUUCUCAUGUCUAUCCCCCUCCCAAGCUUUUAGUACUCCAAUGCUUUGUGAAAAGCGCGUUAAACUUUAUUUAAGAACAUAAACUGUUCCUCUUUGUUACAAUAAA
Neocloeon triangulifer is the source of this 2085-nucleotide messenger RNA. RefSeq names its product protein pelota (gene pelo). Bases 196 to 1395 code for a protein of 399 amino acids. The record is from RefSeq and is a predicted model, not a curated record. NCBI's taxonomy places the organism in Eukaryota, Metazoa, Arthropoda, Insecta, Ephemeroptera, Baetidae. The transcript has 10 exons. Gene Ontology annotation, biological process: ribosome disassembly; nuclear-transcribed mRNA catabolic process, no-go decay; RNA surveillance. Gene Ontology annotation, cellular component: cytoplasm.